CACCUCCCGCUCCGCCCUCCCGCUCGGCCCAGGCGCGGCGGCGGCGACGGCGACGGCGACGGCGGCGGCGUUUCUGCCUGGCCGAGCUGGCCCGGUACGAGCUGCCCCACGAUGUGGGUGGCCCCAGAGGAGGUGCUGGUGGCCAACGCCCUGUGGGUGACAGAACGGGCGAACCCUUUCUUUGUGCUGCAGCGGCGCCGGGGCCACGGCCACGGAGGUGGCCUCACGGGUCUUCUAGUGGGCACCCUGGACGUUGUGCUGGACUCCAGCGCCCGCGUGGCCCCUUACCGGAUCCUGCAUCAGACCCAGGACUCGCAAAUCUACUGGACGGUGGCGAGCGGUUCUUCCCGCAAAGAGAUCACAAAACACUGGGAAUGGCUGGAAAAUAACUUACUCCAGACGCUAUCCAUCUUUGACAAUGAGGAAGAUAUCACCACUUUCGUCAAGGGCAAGAUACACGGUAUCAUCGCGGAAGAGAACAAGAACCUGCAGCCCCAGGGAGACGACGACCCCGGGAAGUUCAAGGAGGCCGAGCUGAAGAUGCGGAAGCAGUUUGGGAUGCCUGAGGGGGAGAAGCUUGUCAACUACUAUUCCUGCAGCUACUGGAAGGGCCGUGUGCCCAGGCAGGGCUGGCUCUACCUGACCGUCAACCACCUGUGCUUCUAUUCCUUCCUGCUAGGCAAGGAAGUGAGCCUCGUGGUGCAGUGGGUGGACGUCACACAGCUGGAGAAGAAUGCUACCCUGCUCUUCCCCGAGAGCAUCCGUGUGGACACCCGGCACCAGGAGCUCUUCUUUUCCAUGUUCCUCAACAUUGGAGAGACCUUCAAGCUCAUGGAGCAGCUGGCCAACCUGGCCAUGCGUCAGCUGCUGGACAGUGAGGGCUUCCUGGAGGACAAGGCGCUGCCCAGGCCCUCCCGGCCGCAUCGGAACAUCUCAGCUCUGAAGCGAGAUCUGGACGCCCGAGCCAAGAACGAGAGCUACCGGGCCACGUUCCGGCUGCCUGGGGAUGAGCGCCUGGAUGGCCACACGAGCUGCACCCUGUGGACGCCGUUCAACAAGCUGCACAUCCCUGGCCAGAUGUUCAUCUCCAGCAACUAUAUCUGCUUCGCCAGCAAAGAGGAGGAUGCCUGCCACCUCAUCAUACCCCUGCGGGAGGCCUCACCAGCUCCUCAGGAGGAAUUGGGGCAGCCCGCCAGCCCGACCUCCAGCCCGCAUGGGGCGCCCACCGCUUACCAGGGCCUGCUCAAACUUUUCCAGGGAAACACGCCCAUGGAGGAUCUGGGGGCCAAAGGGGUAAGCCAGGAGCAUGGCUCCAUCGCCAAGGAGACCCAGGCGUCGGUGGUCUGCCAGCCUGUGGUUCUGUGCCUUCACAACGCCUCGGGCCAGGGCCGACCNCUUUCCCAGGAUGGGAGGAGGAGAGAGACAGAUGCCAGCUGUGUCUCCACAGGGGCCUGGAAUGAGAUGGUGACUCACCCCGGAUACUACGCUGAGCUGGUGGAGAAGUCCACGGGGAAGUACAACCUGGCCACAGAGGAGAUUGAGCGAGACCUCCACCGCUCCAUGCCUGAGCACCCCGCCUUCCAGAAUGAGCUGGGGAUCGCUGCCCUCCGGCGAGUGCUGACUGCAUAUGCUUUCCGAAACCCCACCAUUGGCUACUGCCAGGCCAUGAACAUCGUCACCUCAGUGCUCCUGCUCUACGGCAGCGAGGAGGAGGCCUUCUGGCUGCUAGUGGCCCUGUGCGAGCGCAUGCUGCCCGACUACUACAACAACAGGGUGGUGGGGGCCCUGGUGGAUCAGGGCAUCUUCGAAGAGCUCACGAGAGACUUCCUGCCCCAGCUGUCCGAAAAGAUGCAGGACCUGGGGGUGAUCGCCAGCAUCUCGCUAUCCUGGUUCCUCACCCUCUUCCUCAGCGUCAUGCCUUUCGAGAGCGCCGUGGUUAUUGUGGAUUGCUUCUUCUAUGAGGGCAUCAAGGUGGUCCUGCAGGUAGCCCUGGCCAUCCUGGAUGCCAAUAUGGAGCAGCUGCUGGAAUGCAGUGAUGAAGGCGAAGCCAUGACCAUCCUGGGCAGAUACCUGGAUAACGUGGUCAAUAAGCAGAGUGUUUCUCCACCUAUCCCACACCUCCAUGCCCUGCUGACCUGUGGAGAUGACCCUCCUGCAGAGGUGGACAUCUUUGACCUCUUGAAAGUGUCGUAUGAGAAAUUCAGCAGCCUGAGGGCCUACGACAUUGAACAGAUGCGGUUUAAACAGAGGCUGAAAGUGAUCCAGUCCUUGGAGGAUACAGCCAAGCGGAGUGUGGUCCGAGCUAUACCUGGGGACAUUGGUUUCUCAAUUGAAGAGCUGGAGGACCUUUACAUGGUGUUCAAGGCCAAACAUCUGACGAGUCAGUACUGGGGCAGUGGCCGUCCCAGCGCUAUGCGGCGGGACCCCAGCCUGCCCUACCUGGAGCAGUACCGCAUUGACAGCAGCCAGUUCCAGGAGCUCUUUGCCCGCCUGGCACCCUGGGCCUGCGGCUCCCACACACCCGUGCUGGCUGGCCGCAUGUUCCGGCUCCUGGACCGAAACAAGGACUCGCUGAUCACCUUCAAGGAGUUCGUGACAGGGAUGAGUGGGAUGUAUCAUGGAGACCUGACAGACAAGCUCAAGGUGCUCUACAAGCUGCACCUGCCCCCAGCCCUGAGCUCAGAGGAGGCUGAGUCAGCCCUGGAAGCAACCCAUUAUUUCACCGAGGACAGCUCCUCAGAAGCAUCUCCUCUGGCUUCAGAUCUGGAUCUUUUCCUGCCCUGGGAGGCUCAAGAAGCACUUCGGCAGGAAGAGCGAGAGGAAGCUGGAAAUGAGAACAUCCAAGAAAAAAGAGGAGAGGAGAAGGGGAACAGCCCUCCCGAAUGUCGGCACUACCUUCAAAUGUGGGCCCAGGAGAAAGAGGUUCAGAAGGAGACCAUUAAGGACCUUCCCAAGAUGAACCAGGAGCAAUUCAUCGAGCUGUGCAAGACGCUUUACAACAUGUUCAGUGAAGACCCCAAGGAGCAGGACUUGUACCACGCCAUCGCCACGGUGGCCAGCCUGCUGCUCCGCAUCGGCGAGGUGGGGAAGCGGUUCUUAGGGCAGCCGGGCAGGAAGCCCCAGGACACUGCCCCAGGGGAAGACAAGCCGCCAGCCACCGGCCCCCCUCAGGAGCCCGCCCGGGAGCUCCAGCCAGCAGACACAGACGACCUCCAGGCCAAAGCUGGCGGAGACACCCAGCUUGGGAACGCUCCACAGGAGAGCCAGGUGGUGGGCGAAGGGGGCGGCGGUGAGGGCCAGGGCUCCCCCUCCCAGCGUCUGUCGGACGAUGAAACCAAAGACGACAUGUCCAUGUCCUCCUACUCCGUGGUCAGCACGGGCUCCCUGCAGUGUGAGGACCUGGCCGACGACACGGUGCUGGUGGGCGGGGAGGCCCGUGGAGGGGGCACCGUGGACACAGACUGGAGCAUCUCCUUUGAGCAGAUCCUGGCCUCUAUCCUGACGGAGUCCGUGCUGGUGAACUUCUUUGAGGAGAGGGUGGACAUUGGACUCAAGAUCAAGGAUCAAAGGAAAGUGGAGAGACAGUUCAGCACCUCCAGUGACUAUGAGCAGUCUGGGGUUUCGGGCUGAAGACUCCGCCCAGUGGGGGCUGACCUCUCCUCCUUCCCUCCCUCCUUCCCUCCUGGUCUGCUUUCUCCUGAAGGAAACUCCCCUCCAUUCUUCCCAGAAGCAGCGAGUUGUAAAUGGAAAGAGGGCUAAAUAGCCACAGUUGGGGCCCAGGCAGAGGCUCUUCACCCCCUCUCCUGACCCUGGGCCCACUGGCCCCCGUAGACUGGCCUCCUGUCUGCCGCCUGGCCAGUGCCUCUGUGCCUGUGCUGUGGCCAGGCCACACCGCAUCCCCCACCCACCAGCACUGUCCUGCAGCUGGCUUCUCCGGCUUUCCUGCCACUUGGCAUCAGGUGAGGGGCCACCUCCUAUUGGGCACCAGUGGUAGCUCUCCAGGAGACCCCACGCCAGAGCUCUUGGCUGAGGGCAGGCGUAUUCUAUGCUCUUUCAGCUCAUCAUCCUCACCAUUAACCUUAAAAGCACAUCCCUUAGGUCCUGAUAUAUGUCCUUGUAUUCACUUCAGUCUGCUAAAAAUCACUGUGCUCAAUGCCUUAAUAAAUCCCUGAAGGAACUGAAAACCA
Molecule: messenger RNA, 4187 nt
Organism: Hipposideros armiger (great roundleaf bat)
Lineage: Eukaryota; Metazoa; Chordata; Mammalia; Chiroptera; Hipposideridae
Gene: TBC1D9B
Product: TBC1 domain family member 9B
Exons: 20
Coding region: 112-3630 (1172 amino acids)
Molecular function (GO): calcium ion binding
Source: RefSeq, a predicted model, not a curated record